CUUUUUUCAUGAGUUCAUAUGCUCUCAAUAACAGUUCAUAUUUUUAUCACUAGUCUUCAAUUUUAAGAAAGGCUCCAUGCGACAUGAUUGAGCAAAUUUCAGCCACAGAUGAGAUAAGGAGAGGUACUAGAGCUCGCAGACUCCCUAAACAUCUCACUGAAUAUGAUACUGACCUACCGCCCUCUUUGGACUAUUCACAGAUCACAAAUCAAGGCACCUCAGCAAUAUAUCCCAUUUCUAAUUUUAUUACUUAUGAGAAGUUUUCUGAUAAACAUAAAGCAUUUCUGGCAGCCAUCACUUCACGUGAUGAGCCAAAACGAUUUUCACAGGCCAUUUUAGAUCCAAAGUGGCAGGAGGCUAUGCAAAAGGAGAUUCAUGCUUUAGAAGAAAAUGGUACUUGGACCUUGGUUCAGCUACCGCCGGGAAAGAAAGCAGUAGACUCUAAAUGGGUGUAUAAAAUAAAAUAUAAACCUAAUGGUGAUGUGGAACGCUACAAGGCAAGAUUGGUAGCCAAAGGUUUCACACAAGUCGAAGGAAUUGAUUUUCAUGAGACUUUUGCCCCAGUCGCUAAACUCGUAACAGUACGAUGUUUGUUAGCCGUUGCGGCCAAACGUAAUUGGGAGGUGCAUCAAUUAGAUGUCAACAAUGCUUUUCUCCACGGAGAUCUCUCUGAAGACGUUUACAUGCGUAUGCCUCAAGGGUUUACUAAAAAUGGUGACACUCGUGUUUGCAAAUUGCAAAAAUCUCUUUAUGGCUUACGCCAAGCUUCACGUAAUUGGUACCACAAGUUUACUCAAUCACUUCUGAAUGUUGGAUUUCGUCAAUCACGGGCGGACCAUUCCUUGUUCAUUUUCCAGCAAGGUGAAAAUCACACUUUUGCCCUCAUAUAUGUCGAUGAUGUUAUCCUCGCCGGAAAUGAUGUGUCUCAUAUUGGCAGAAUCAAAGGGUACUUGAAUGACCAAUUUAGCAUCAAAGACUUGGGUCCAUUGAAGUAUUUUCUUGGAAUCGAGGUAGCUCGUUCUCCCGAGGGAUUUGUGCUCAGUCAACGUAAAUAUACACUCGACAUCCUAGAAGAUAGUGGUCUCCUAGCCGCCCGACCCAGUCAAUUUCCCAUGGAACAGAAUUUAAAACUUCGUCCUGAUGAUGGUAGUCCACUCAUAGAUGCUUCCGCAUAUCGACGCUUAAUUGGGCGCUUGUUGUAUCUCACCGUCACACGCCCCGACAUUGUCUUCUCCGUCAGCCAGCUUAGCCAAUUUCUCAGCCAGCCACGCCAGUCCCAUUUUGACGCUGCCAUACGUGUCCUGCGCUACUUAAAACAGACUCCGGGACAAGGAAUUUUCCUGUCAGCAGACGAUGAUCACUCUUUGAAGGGAUAUUGUGAUGCUGACUGGGCAGGGUGCUCUUACACCCGUCGCUCAAGUACUGGAUAUUUUAUCACUCUCGGCAGUUCCCCAAUUUCUUGGAGAACAAAGAAACAGUCUGUUGUUUCUCGUUCUUCCGCUGAAGCGGAGUACCGUGCCAUGGCCGUUACAGUUAGUGAGAUUUUGUGGCU
Messenger RNA from Cuscuta epithymum, 1552 nucleotides. The record is from the annotation of a GenBank genome assembly. Lineage: Eukaryota; Viridiplantae; Streptophyta; Magnoliopsida; Solanales; Convolvulaceae.